CCUUCCUGCCUACCCCCACUGUUCCUGCCCUCAGGCCACUCCAGCAUCCGGCGGGCCAGGAACCUCAGAAGAUUUCUUGCCUCCUUUCUCUCUCCUCCAGGGGCCCCGUUCGAUGUCCCCAUCUGCCCACAGCGCCUGUCAUCCCAGCUGCUCCUCUUGUCCUGCCCUUGCUCAGACCACCCGAGCAUCAUCCGUGCUCUGGCUCCUGGCCACCAGGUCCACCCCACAUGCUGUCCUCACAGGUGGCGCCUCGCCAUUCUUGGGGACCAGGGCCUCCUUGUUCUGGUCAUACACAAUGGGGUGUAGAUCGAGCGACAAGUGAGCAGGUCUGCACGCCAGGUGGGCCGAGGGUGGCCAUUCCGGUGUCAGUGUGGGGGUGUGAGGGAACGUUGCAUGGGGUGCACGUGGGCUGGGUGUGGCGUGCGGCGGUGUGGCACCAGGCAGGCGGCUUGGCGGGGCCCACGAUCAGCGCAGUUGAGACCAUUAGGACGGUUAAAACCGUUAGCUGCCUGUCGCGGAGAGGGCGGGGCCCUGAGGACGGGACGGAAUCCCAGUUGGUCGAGACACUGGGGGCGGGGCCGCGCGUGCUACCAUUAGGACAGUUAAAACCGUUAGCUGCCUGUCGUGGCGGGGCGGGGCCCUGGGACGGGACGGAAUCCCUAUUGGUCAGAAGAGGACCUGGGGGCGGGGCCGCGCGUGCUGUGGCAGCUGCAGCUGGACGCCGCCACCUCGAAGCCACGUCAGGGCAGCCCCAGGUCGGGCGCGCGCCAGCAGCAAGAGGUAUAACUGUAAGAAAUGAACUUUAAUGUCUGGAAUAUCAAAGAGAUGCUCAGUAUUCCUUCAGGCUCUGGGAACAAGAAGUUAUCCAACUGGAAUAAUAAUCAAAAUGAUUAUUCCAGUCUCAGCGAUUCCCAGUUCCUCUUUGGAUCUCAGUUCUGUCCAGAAAAUUCAGAAACCCUAUCAGCACCCUUGGACUUCGGUCCCCACUUGAGACAUUCAAAACAGUCACAACAGAAUUCUCUGGAGGGUGAACCUAGCAUUUUUGCAAAGUACCAGACAAAGCCCCAGCUGUUUGGAGGAGAUAUAAAAGAUGGAGGUUUAUUUCCUCCUCCUUUGUCAGUUGGAAAAUCAAAAGGCCUCUUGGAACAGUUUGAGGAGAAAAAGAAAAGGGCAAAAGAUAAAUGUGACAGUGAGACUCUAUACAACUUUGUUUCUAAUGUUAGAGAAAGCAUUCACAGGUUGCAGACGUCUGUGGAAAAGUCUGAGGAACAUCUCAGUUCAAGAAGCCAAUCUAUUUUGGAUUCUUUGGAGACUGUGGCCAAGACAUUACAAGAGACUGUGCAGGUUCAGAAUGACCUGGUGUUUGAGGCAGUCCAGGACAAAGGCAACAUGGAGCAGGCCAUUCUUGAGAUGAAGAAAAGAUCUGAAGCUAGACAAGCAGAGUUUAUAGAAAUGAAGUCCAACCUGAAGCACCUUGAAGUUUUAGUUGCUCAGCAGAGUCAGGAAUUCCAGCAGCUGUGUGAGCAGCUAGGCCAGCUGAAUGUGCCUAGUGUCCUAGCAGAGCUGAAGAGAUUGAUCUCAGUGCCUCCAGUACCUGGGCAUGUAAAAGACAGCGCUUCUCAGACGUCGCCACCUUUGGCCCAGAGCCCCAAUCUCACCGGGCAGGAAAAAUACACCUUUGAGAAGCCAGUUUUAUGGCAGGCCCAGGCCUUCCCUGCUGCAUGGAAUCCUGGUAUGGGUUCCCUACAACCUGGAGAAUUUGGUGUCUGGGGUGAAGGAGCAAAGAAUGAUGCUCUCCAAGAAGAGGCUGCACUGCCAGCAUUUGGGUCCCAUGAAAGAAACAGGCAUGUAAAGGACAAGGCAGUGCAGACUAACUGCAAGAACUGGGCUGUUAUUAAAACAGGUGCCAAGAACUGUGGUUCCAGCAUCCAAGGCCAUAAGAUUCCUAGUGACAGGGACCUGGUUUCCCAAGGAGCCUCACAGCUCACAUCACUGGAGAUAAACAACUUUUCAACCAGCAUUAAGAAUGCCUGCCAAAAAUACCAAGCCCAAAGUAUGUUUUUGUGUGACCCAUGUGAACAUUUGGUGACUAAACAGAAAGAUGGGACUGAAGAAAUGCAGGGGAAAGACAAGAAGCAGCAGCCCAGGAAGGCCCACAGGGCCCACAGAGGCAGGCUCCUAGCCAGGAAGCAAAAACAAAUCCCAAACCAGACCUGUAAAUUCAAUUCCAAAUAUCAGAGUCCUCAGCCUGCAAUUUCUGUCCCACAAAGGCCCUUACUGGGGCAGCAGGAACCCCAUGCUCAGCCUCUGCAUCUGCAAUAUCCCAGGAGCCCCAGAAAACCAGUCUGCCGUAUUCUGGGAGGAACAGUCGUGCCCAAUAAGACAGCAAGGGCAGUGCAGGGAAGACUCUUGCAGUUCAGCAGAUGCUCUUCCCAAGACAACAGGCUACUUUCCAGCAGUUCCCAGGGGGACCACCAGAUGAGCUGGUUCAGUGACCUCAAUCUUGGAUGUUCAGAGACCCCUCUAUGCAAGGAGGCAGGAAAGAAUUUGCUCUAUGACCUGGGUUUUGAUAGCAGUGAUGAUGAUGGCUUCUGACCAGCCCACAGUUGAUUUAUUGGUCUCAGCUAGAAAGACAAAUCGCAGGACAUUUGGGCUGGCCAAGAGCAGAAAGUCCCUGAAGCCUGCCAAGUACCCUAGAGUCAGAGGCCCUGCUGAGGUGGGGUCAAUGGGCACGAGGGGAGGGAAGGUCCAGCACUCUGGGUACCAGACGCUGCCCAUGACAAGGAUUAAGUGCAUCCUUACUUGUUGGAAUGAAAUGUGAAAAUGGUGGUGAUGAGAGCUGAGGCAGCAGCCUGGUGGUGGUGGUGCAUCUGGAGCAGGGUGCCUGUACUUGGCGAAAGGCGGGCAGGCCUCCUUAUGGAAUACUGUGUAGCAGAAGGGCUCUCAUAAAACUUGCUGUGGCAGCAUGACUCCAAACAACAUUUUUGGGUCUUUAAAAUAUUCCCUACACAUGACCAAUACAUUUUCAGGCCUCAGGA
Messenger RNA from Rhinopithecus roxellana (golden snub-nosed monkey), 3038 nucleotides. It is a transcript of the gene IHO1, whose product is annotated as coiled-coil domain containing 36. The transcript has 8 exons. Gene Ontology annotation, cellular component: condensed nuclear chromosome. Gene Ontology annotation, biological process: DNA recombination; meiotic DNA double-strand break formation; homologous chromosome pairing at meiosis. The record is from RefSeq and is a predicted model, not a curated record. Lineage: Eukaryota; Metazoa; Chordata; Mammalia; Primates; Cercopithecidae. The coding region runs from base 796 to 2595 and encodes 599 amino acids.